This is a messenger RNA of Fusarium verticillioides 7600, 805 nucleotides long. RefSeq lists its product as hypothetical. Lineage: Eukaryota; Fungi; Ascomycota; Sordariomycetes; Hypocreales; Nectriaceae. The transcript has a single exon. The record is from RefSeq and is a predicted model, not a curated record. The coding region runs from base 133 to 735 and encodes 200 amino acids.
CACCAAUCUUGCUCACCUAAAACAAUGAUAAUUUGGCUCUCGCGACUUUCCUAAUUACUUCAAGGGACCUACGCGGUCUCCUUCGGAUUGCGCACACUAGCAUUACUACAACUGAUCGCGACAAAAAGCACAAUGGCACCUGAACCCCCUCAACCUUUCCCAGUCGCAAAAAACCGCGAUGCGAUCGCAAACACACUCUCACUCCUCCUCGCCUCCAGGACAUCCAUAGGAAAAUCUAUGCCCCUUACUCGAGAUCUACCGCGCAAGCAACGCACUGUACCACUCGACAACGAUGAUGAUCUUACCCGUGGCGCACGGCCAAACGAAGGAUUAGGCUAUGUUCCUGAGAAAAAAGACGUUCAAAAGUUUGCAAAUUCAAAAGAGGAGAGAAUGCUAAGGGGCAGGUUGAACAGAGAUGCCAAGGGCAAUCUCAAGAAAAAGGCUGAAGAGAGCGAGAGUGAGGAUGAAGCUGGACGAAGUGCGCUGGGCAAAAGAAAGAGGCCUCGGAAGGAGAAGGAGGUUGAACCGGAGCCAGAGUCUGAGAAUCCGACUGCUCCUGUUACAAUUGGGGAUAAGGAGAAGAACGAAAACGGAGGAGAGCCUGAGGUGGAUGUGGAUAUGAAGGACACUGCAACACAUGAUGAUCCUAGUUUGGGCGAUGGGCAGACAGAAAAGAAGCGGAAGAAGAGCAAGAAGAAGAAGAAGCAAAAGACAGCACCGGCGGUGGCAGAGUAGAGGCAUAAGAACGUUCACAUUAGUUUCAUAUCAAGAUACCCAUCUAAUAGAGGCAUAAAGACUUGACAAC